This is a messenger RNA of Synchiropus splendidus (mandarinfish), 4880 nucleotides long. RefSeq names its product chromodomain Y-like protein 2. Gene Ontology annotation, cellular component: nucleus. Gene Ontology annotation, molecular function: transcription corepressor activity. Bases 315 to 1832 code for a protein of 505 amino acids. The record is from RefSeq and is a predicted model, not a curated record. The transcript has 7 exons. NCBI's taxonomy places the organism in Eukaryota, Metazoa, Chordata, Actinopteri, Syngnathiformes, Callionymidae.
GUGGACCCGUCACUUUGACACCGAUCUCCGACAGACUUGCCAGGCUAUUCGGCAGUCGGGUUCCUCCCGUGGACCAAUUCUUCGUCUUUGACUUCAGUUCGGGCCUCAGUAAACAGCACCGCCCCGACGCUUGUUUGUUUGGAACGCUGAACGAUCCAUCGCGGAGCGCCGGGCUCGAUUGACACUGUCUGCUGAUCUGCUGCUGCGGAUUGCUCGGAAUAACAAGGCUGCUCGCUAAUUCCCGACUCGAGUCGCCUCCGAAAAAGCGAGCAGGGCAGCCAGGAACGCCGCUCCGCCGGAGCCUGCACCCAAGAAUGUCUUCGGGAGACCUUUACGAGGUGGAGCGGAUUGUGGACAAAAGGCGCAACAAAAAGGGCAAAUUGGAGUACCUCAUUAGGUGGAAAGGCUAUGGAAGUAAAGAAGACACGUGGGAGCCUGAGCAUCAUCUCCUGCACUGCGAGGAGUUCAUUGAUCAGUUCAACAGCUUGCAAUUGCACUCGCACAAACAAGGCAAGCUCCCCAAAAACCGGGGUAGAACACUCAUCUCCAGCCACACAGGUGCCAGAGACAAUUCCAGAGCUGAAGUCCGCCAGAAGAAAAGCAGCUGUGGCCCGGCUGUGGGGGUACGAGUAGGCACCGUCGUAGGCCUUGGAAGUCGAGGGUCUGCGUCCACUCAGAAGCAGAAGAAGUUGGACGGCACACCUGGGAAUGCACUUGGUCACCGCAUGGGAAAAACCAUCAUGUACAAGACUCCUCCGCUCGGGGCACCCCGCUUUGUGGCCCCGUUGAGAAAGCCACAUAAUGGACUCCAGAAUGGAGAGAUGGAGACACACUUAUACAGGGCACCUGCUCGACCACAUCAGCCACCGUCGGAUGGAGUCAAGGAGGAGUUCGGUGAUGUGAAUACUUCAGGUCAGCACUUUAUCAGUGAGCUGGACUCAUCUCUGGCCAACGACAAGAUGCAUUUGCACAGUUCAGUCAAGCGGAAACUAGCCGAGGAGAAGGGCUAUGUGUUCGACAAAAGGCUCAGGUACAACGUGCGACAGAACGAGAGCAACUGUCGAUACCGAGACAUCGUGGUCAGGAAAGAGGAGGGAUUCACUCAUGUCCUGCUGUCCAGCCAAACCACUGACAACAACGCCCUGACACCCGAGAUAAUGAAAGAAUUGUGUCGAGCACUGGGGAACGCUGCGGCAGAUGAUAGUAAAUUAUUACUGCUGAGCUCCGUGGGGUCUAUUUUCUGCAGCGGCAUUGAGCCGUCAUAUUUGAUCGGUCGCCUGUCCACCGACCGUCGGAAAGAGAGCAGUCGAAUUGCAGACGCUGUGAGGGACUUCGUGUUGGCGUUCAUCCAUUUCAAGAAGCCGAUCGUAGUGGCCAUCAACGGACCCGCGCUGGGUUUGGGGGCCUCCAUCUUGCCUCUCUGUGACGUGGUCUGGGCCAGCGAGAGAGCCUGGUUCCAGACUCCGUGUGCAGCGCUUCAUCUCACUCCGUCCGGCUGCUCCUCCUACACCUUCCCUCAGAUUUUGGGUGUAGCUCUGGCCAAUGAGAUGCUGUUCUGUGGCAGAAAACUAACCGCUCAGGAAGCCUGCAGUCGAGGUCUGGUGUCACAAGUCUUCUGGCCCACGACCUUCAAUCAAGAAGUCAUGCUGCGUGUGAAGGAGAUGGCCGCUUGUAAUGCAGUGGUCUUAGAAGAAUCCAAAUGCCUUGUGAGGAGCAUCCUGGUGUCCAUUCUGGAGGAGGUGAACGAGAAAGAGUGUCAGAUGUUGAAGCAGCUGUGGUGUUCCACUAAAGGACUGGAGGCGCUCUUCUCCUACCUGCACAACAAGGCGUAAAGCUCGGACAACGUCCGACUGAAGAAUCAUCGCCAUUUGUGUUCCACCCAUCAGAGGAUUGAGUUGCAAUGACAUCUGCUCGGAGUCUCUUCCGUCUUGUCUUCAUGGACCGUCCAGAUAUUUAUUCUUCUCUUUUGACAGGGCCAAAUGUGUGACACGUCAAUGUGAAGUGGGUACAGUGUGUUUCUGUACACCAUCAGGGGUGUGUUGUUAGUCUGAUAGCACAUGAUAAAUUGGUAAUAUAUAUAUAUAUGAAUAUGUAUUUAUUUAAAAUGUUUCCAGAAGUUUCAGGGUUUCUUAGUUAGUUGUUGGAAAACAGUGUGAACCAAAGUUUGUGUGAAGAUGUUUGUUUACAUGGACAGCAACGCAAAUAUUCAUUGAAGCUCAUCACGACCAAAGCUUUCAUUUGAGAAGGAGUUUACAAGAAGCACUUGUAUGAACAAUGUGGGUGUGGAUCACCUUCAUUUUAGAACAAAUGAGAAUGAGAGUUCCGGUCAUGUUAGCUGUGGAGGCACUUGUGCCAGGCUUAUUUUUGUAAUGUCGGACACAACCGUCUCUGUCUUCUUUGGACAUUGCUGCCCAUCUAAACAUACAACAUGAGUUCUUCACCACAACAGCAGUAAACACUACCUACAUGUUGAAGUAAAGAAUAUUUGAAUGGAAGAAAGCAACUCUAGAUAGUGAGAUUCAGAUAAAGAAAUGGAAAAUAAUGUGAAAAACACUGAGGCUAAGAGGCUGGAAUCAGAUGACCGGGUGGCAAACAGGUGAAUAUAAACUGCUGUAGUUGUCAGGAAAGUCUUGUAACUCUUCCUGUGAGUUUAGCGUCUGUCAGACAUCAGUGUUCCGAUCAAUAAUCAAAACUGACUUUUAAAUCAAAUGUAUGAAAUGAUUCAUAAACUCCGGUAAAUGUCUCCGGCUUUGAAAAGCUGAGGAACAUCAGACUUCACUGCACAGGAUCUGUGGGGCGCUGGGGGAGUGUGUUUGGGUCAGAGGGUCGAGCAGGUGUGAGUCGUAGACAACGUCACGGAGAGGAUGGUUUAUGGACCGCUUUCAAACUGAAACUGAACAGGGGCAAAACUGGCAAAAGCAAUAAUAAGUGCGUUUGUUGGAGGCUAAACAUCUCAUACUGGUAACACAAACGUCACUGGCAUAUUCUCUUCCCCAUCUUUGAUCAACUGCAUCCAUUUUUCUUCUUGAACAACUUCAUUUUGACAUCCAUAUACUUAUAUAUAUAUAUACACCUGAAUCUGAACUGCUGUGGUCUCUGACUCUUUAAAUUGGUGGGGAGUUUCAUUUCUGGUUGACCAGAAAAAGCCAGCCAGAUUUGUUCCUCUGGGCCUUGAGAUGGUUGAGGACUGCAUCACUGAUGUCCAUGAAGAGGCGGCAACACAUCAUGUCACUUCUUCACGUAAGGUUCCCAUGAGCAGGAUGUGGAAGAGACGGUUGCCUCUCCUGUUUCCUGUAUCAUCUUGAUGCGCAGCGUUCCUCCCUCCUCGGUUCUGGUUCCACUCAGAUGAGUCAUCACCUGAUCCUACUGUGAAGAAGGUCUAGAGCUGUUUGGUUCGAGGAGUGGCUCAUCGUGCGGUUUCUGCUCUCGUCUUUUGGAGGGUUUCCAUUUAAAGCUGGAAAAUACUCAAGAAGCAUAAACGUCUAGAGUUCAGGGGAGGGGAAGUCAGGCUUUGGUGUGUGGAUGUGAAGAAGCAAAGUUUCGAUGAACAGAAUGCAGUUCCUUGAAAUGUUUGGCCUGUAACUGCUUUAUACUGUAGGCACCGAAGUCAUCGCAGUCACUCCCAUGAAAAGCCUGUCAAGAACCUGAGGUUGGCAUGGCUCCGUCUGGUGUGUACGAUAUUAAGAAACCUUGGAUGUGGUUGUGUAUAAAGUGUUUUGUAAAUCUCCCAAUAUCUUUGUGCCAUUGUACAUGUGCAGAACAGAGACGACAUGGAUGGUGACGCCGGCAUGUUCAGCUCUGUACCUACCCACAUGCUGCCUGUGGAAAUAUCUUGAAUUUCAGGGUGUCUUUUGUACAUUCAUUGUAAGUAUUGUUCCAAAUGGUAUUUUUCUAUUUAUUUGAAAUGACAAUGUGGAUGUGCAGUGUGAUUGUGCCCUCCCUCGCCACAAUGACAGUAAAGCGAGGUCCUCUGUUUGGAAGCGUGUACAGUCUGGUCAAUGUUGACUUCUAUUUGGCUCUGAUGAUGGAUGGGGUUGUACAGUAAAUGGCAUGUAUAGUGAUUUAAUAUAUUUGAUGACACUGGUUUAGAGGUUUGAACAAUUGGUUGGUGGUUGUUUCUUUGACAUAUUUAUUUCUGGGCUGUGGAAAGUUGCGGAUAAAAUGUUUAUGAUUUGAAAGCAAGGAAUAAAACACUGACUUCUGAUGUUUUUUUGUUUCUUAAUUGAAGUUCUGUAAAAGCUUACGCAGUUGUAGAAUUACCUUUAAUGAGUUUUGAAGUGUUGGAGUCGUUUUCAACACAGUCUUUUCAGUUCUUCAUGUUAAAGCUUCGGUUAAACCUGUGGCAGUGAAAUGUUUUCACCCCAGUGGACUUGGCUAAUUCACAAACACUGGUGAAAAAUAGUUUGAUUCUCUCUCACGGACAUGUUGAGCAAAGGGAAACUACCUACCAUGACGUCAGUGAGGAAGCUACACAAACACCCACGACACUCAGAGAGCUGCUACACAAUAAAAGUCAUGUGAAGACAAUUGCAUGGCUGUCUGUCCGUAGUUGAGACGCAAGCUGAUUUAUGACUUUACAUUGCGGCUGCUGGGUUGAAUUGCUAGGCUGAGCUCAAUAACCAUUUAGUGAUUGUUUAUUUGAUUUAAAAUGUGUUUCUUUAGACACUAGAUUUCUUCUUCAUAUUUGAGGUCGGGUUGUGGAAGCAUCUGUCAGCGUACAGAGCCCCAGAAUUCCCAGGAACCAGCUCCUGUGGGACACACACUGAAGGAGUUCCACACCAGAGAUAUUUCUCCUGCAUGUCCUAGGUAGGUCUGGUAUCUCCUCCCAGUUGAGCAUACACAGAACACUUUACCACGACGGCACCACUGAGGGCCUCCAG